Messenger RNA from Gorilla gorilla gorilla (western lowland gorilla), 4041 nucleotides. Its product is annotated as protein eyes shut homolog. Gene Ontology annotation, molecular function: calcium ion binding. The transcript is spliced from 13 exons. The coding region runs from base 1377 to 3161 and encodes 594 amino acids. Lineage: Eukaryota; Metazoa; Chordata; Mammalia; Primates; Hominidae. The record is from RefSeq and is a predicted model, not a curated record.
GUGUUGGUGGCCUCUUUUCAUGAGCUUCUGAAUCCAUCGUGUUGCUUAAGGUCUUUCGUUUUCAUGAAGGACUGACUUUUUUUUUAACCUGUAAGACAAUCUGAGCCUGGCGUUUGGCAGGAUGAUAGCUUUUUGAUAAUGUUCUCAAUUUCCUCCAUUGUUAUUGUUCUGUUAGUUUCUCUCUUCUGGAGUCAAUUUUGAUAACUGGGUUUCCGUCCUCCAGGUGCCCAUCUCCCCAACCUGUGAAAAGCGGGGAGGGGGUUGGACAAGAUCACUAAGUCCUGCUCCGUCUCUGACACUCCACAGUCAGGGGUCCCGAGGUCAGGAGGCCGAAAUCAGUCUCCCCGGAGGCAGGGCCCCUUGCGCAGUGCCAGCCCCGCUCUCCCCCGGGCGCAGGCAGAGCCCAGCUCCUCCCCGCCCCUGCGGUUUCUGCGCACCAGGGAGGAGCCUCCCCAGCCCGGGGCGUGACCGAAUGAUGGCACAGCCUCCUUCGCGGGAAAGGUCGACCAGCAGCCAGAUAAACACCCGCGACAGGCGGGAGAGCCGAGGAGGCUCAGAACUGAUUCUGCGCGCGCCGCCUGGGUGGGGUCCACAGCGACUGGGCCAGGGCAGCCGGCGCGCGCAGAGGACUGGGGUGGACCCCUAGAGCGGUCGGCUGCCCAGACCGGCCAUGUUGUGUUUUUUCUAAACCUUUUGUUGUGAACAAACAAGUUCGUUGUAGGGUGAGAUGAUAAUCCCAGGAGAACUCCACAACAAACAUUCUUCAGGCUAAUGUAUGUCUCAGAAUCUGUUUUCUAGCACCUGGGAACCCAACUGGCCAUGCUUUGUGCCUCACUCUUCUCUUACACCUGGGGAGUCAAGUCUGGAUCCUCUGCUCCAUAUUUAUUUAGCAAAUAAAACACUGAUCUCAAACAGCAACGGAACCUGUGUACUUGAGUUCUAGAGGCUGAGAAAUUCAAGAUCAAGAUGCCAGCAGACUCCAUAUGUGGUGAAAGCCUGUUUCUCAUAGAUGGUAUCUUCUAGUGUCCUCAUAUUGCUGAAUGGGUGUUUUUUGAAAACUAAUCAGAAGAGGAAUGCUUAUCUCCCAAGAAAAUUGAAACCAUCUGUAAAAGAAUCUUGGCUGUGCUGUGUUUUGAUUAGAUUGAAGCUUGGUGUAAAGAGAAAACACAAAAGACCACAGAAUAUUUACAACAUUUGAAUUCCUGUUUCUCCAUCAAAGCACAUUGUCAUCAAAGCUACUUUGGGGAUAGAAAAAAGGUCAAUUCCAAUUCCCAGGAAUCCCUAACCACAACUUUACUUGGAAAUUUCCAGUAAUACUUAAAACACCAUUUUGCAGCAAUUCUUUAUGAUAAACUGUAAAAUACAGUUACCCGAAAAUGACUGACAAAUCAGUCAUCAUUCUGAGCCUGAUGCUUUUUCACAGCUCUUUCAUAAAUGGAAAAACAUGUAGACAGCAAUUGGUGGAAGAAUGGCAUCCACAACCCUCAUCAUAUGUGGUAAAUUGGACACUAACAGAAAACAUCUGCUUGGACUUCUACAGAGAUUGCUGGUUUUUGGGUGUAAACACUAAAAUAGAUACUUCAGGCAAUCAAGCUGUUCCCCAGAUUUGCCCUUUGCAAAUUCAAUUAGGAGAUAUCCUUGUAAUUUCUUCUGAACCAUCUCUUCAAUUUCCAGAAAUAAAUUUGAUGAAUGUUUCUGAAACAUCUUUUGUUGGCUGUGUGCAAAAUACCACAAUGGAAGAUCAGUUACUUUUUGGUUGCAGACUGAAAGGAAUGCACACUGUUAAUUCUAAGUGGCUGAGUGUUGGGACACAUUAUUUUAUCACAGUUAUGGCAAGUGGUCCAUCACCUUGUCCACUGGGACUUCGACUAAAUGUGACAGUGAAACAGCAGUUCUGCCAGGAAUCUCUGAGUUCAGAAUUUUGCUCUGGUCAUGGUAAAUGUCUUAGUGAAGCUUGGAGCAAGACAUAUAGCUGCCAUUGCCAGCCUCCAUUUUCUGGAAAAUACUGCCAGGAACUUGAUGCAUGUUCUUUUAAACCAUGUAAAAAUAAUGGCAGUUGCAUUAAUAAAAGAGAAAAUUGGGAUGAGCAAGCAUAUGAAUGUGUCUGUCACCCACCAUUUACAGGAAAGAAUUGCUCAGAAAUAAUUGGCCAAUGUCAACCACAUGUCUGUUUCCAUGGAAACUGCAGCGAUAUUACUUCGAAUAGUUUCGUUUGUGAAUGUGAUGAGCAAUUUUCAGGUCCGUUCUGUGAGGUGUCAGCAAAACCUUGUGUUUCUCUGCUUUUUUGGAAAAGAGGAAUCUGCCCAAAUAGCAAUUCUGCUUAUACUUAUGAAUGCCCAAAAGGAUCUUCCAGCCAAAAUGGUGAAACUGAUGUCAGUGAGUUUUCAUUAGUACCAUGUCAGAAUGGUACUGACUGCAUCAAAAUAUCAAAUGAUGUUAUGUGCAUCUGUUCACCAAUAUUUACAGAUUUGCCUUGUAAGAGCAUUCAAACAUCAUGUGAGUCAUUUCCUUUGAGGAAUAACGCUACAUGUAAGAAAUGUGAGAAAGAUUAUCCUUGCAGCUGUAUAUCAGGAUUUACUGAAAAAAACUGUGAGAAAGCAAUUGACCACUGUAGACUGCUGAGCAUCAACUGUCUGAAUGAAGAAUGGUGUUUCAAUAUAAUUGGAAGAUUCAAAUAUGUAUGCAUUCCAGGGUGCACAAAAAAUCCAUGUUGGUUUCUGAAGAAUGUUUACCUAAUUCAUCAACACCUCUGCUACUGUGGAGUCACCUUCCAUGGUAUUUGCCAAGAUAAAGGUCCUGCUCAAUUUGAAUACAUGUGGCAAUUGGGAUUUGCAGGAUCUGAAGGUGAAAAGUGCAAAGGGGUUAUUGAUGCCUAUUUCUUUCUGGCUGCAAACUGCACUGAAGAUGCAAUCUAUGUGAACGAUCCUGAAGAUAAUAAUUCUUCAUGUUGGUUCCCAUGUGAAGGCACAAAAGAGAUUUGCGCAAAUGGAUGCAGUUGUUUGAGUGAAGAAGACAGUCAGGAAUAUCGGUAUCUAUGUUUUCUCAGAUGGGCUGGCAACAUGUAUCUGGAAAAUACAACUGAUGAUCAAGAAAAUGAGUGUCAACAUGAAGCUAUUUGUAAAGAUGAAAUUAAUAGACCCAGGUAUUUAUGUAUCAUUUGAGCAGAUAAUAUCACAUAUCAAAAAGUUAUAAUUAAAUUGAUAGUCAUCGAACUGUUUUCAUGGUAACAAUGUUUUUGUUGAUUAAAAUGAUUGGAAUUUCCACAACAAACACUUACAUAUACAUAUAUAGUUAUUAUAUAUUAUUUUACAUAAUACAUGUUAUGUAUAACAAUUCUAGCACAAUAAAAGGAGGGAAAAAGGAAUAUAUCUGUAUAGAAAUAACUUUUCUAUGUCAUUGUAGAAUUAAGUUAGCAUAAAUCUGUGGUAAAUUCUGCUAAGUUAAGAUGUGUACGAUUAGCUCCAAAGCAACUACAAAAAACAACAACAAAACAAACAAAAACUCAUAUGCUUUAGUAAAAUUAGCAUUAACAAAAUUAAAAUGUUGCCCUCAGGGUCUGGCACAGUGACUUAAGCCUGUAAUCUCAGUGUUUUGGGAGGCCAGGGCAAGAGAAUAGCUUGAGGCCAGGAGUUUGAGACCAGCCUGGGCAACAUAGUGAUAAUUUGUCUCUACAAAAAAUUUAAAAAAUCAGCCAGGUGUGGUUGUGCACACCUGUACUCCUAGCCCUAGCUACUUGGGAGGCUGAGGAAGAAGCAUCACUUGAGCCCAGGAGUUAGAAGCUUCAAUGAGCUAUGACUGUGCCACUACACUCCAGCCUGGGCAACAGAGUGAGACCCUAUCACGAAAAAAUAAAUACAAUAAAAUAAAAUAUUGCCCUAGAGAUUUACUUAGUAUAAAAGAAACUAGUAUUAGAAUAAUUAGAAUGAGAAAAAUAGAGGUACAAAAGAGAUACAAGACAUGUGGAAAACAAAAAGUAAAAUGGCAGGCAUAAAUUCAAAUAUAUCAAAAAUAUUUAAAUAAAGUGAUUUCAGAAAUUCAGUC